AAAUAUUAUAUAAUAUAAAACUAUUUAUUAAAUCUAUUGUAAAAUAUGUCUGAAAUUAUUGAAGAGGCAAUCAAUUCUGAAGAUAAAAAGGUUGAUUUUUCAGAUGAUGAAAUUCUAAUGGAUCAUAGAAUUGAAGAUUUAUUUUAUGGUCAUCAUCCAGGUUUAUCUCUUGGUCGAGCAACUUCUAUUUUUCGUUCACGUGGUCAAUUGGCAUAUUUUCUUUACAUUAAUCGUGUCACCAAAUAUUUAUUUGUCGCUAUAUAUAUGGAUUGGACCAUAUUAUUUAGACAUCCUGUCAACUUUUUUCUUUUGGUUAUAUUUUUUGCGACUUCUAUUAGUUUAUUAUUCGUGGCAGGAAUUUUUAUUCCGAUUUAUACAUUUUAUCGUUAUUGCACUAAAUCUGAACGUGAACCUGUUAUUAACGUUUGGGGGAAAAUAGCGAAGAUUCCGCCUCCCAAUCGUAAUUUAAUAAAUGAUUUAAUGGAAGGAAUGAAAUUAUUAGGAAAUAAUACAAAAAGAACAAUUAUCAAAGAUGAAAAGAAAAUUGGAGCAUUAGGUGAAAGAGAAAAUUUAAAAAGAGUUAGUAAACUCAAGUCAUUACUUUUUUUCUCUACUUUGGUUUAUAAACGUGAAUCAAAAAUCACUUAUAAAAUUCAAGGAUGUGUUAGAAAAUUAAAAAGUAAAUUAAAAUAUGACGAUAUCGGGGAUCAAAAAGUUUAUAAAAGGGUUUAUAAAAAAUUAUGCGAUUGUGAAAAGAAAGAAAAUGAAAGGGACAACAACAAUGACAACAACAACAACAACAACGAUAAUUAUAAUGAUGAUAAUAUUUACACAUUUGAAGAUAUAGAACAUAAAAUUCGUGAUAUGAUUGGUAAAGAUGAAAAAAAAAUCAAAGAACAAAUAAAAGAAUUUGAUCUUAAUUUUACUUCAAUCUCCGAAUUAAAUACUGAUGAUGGUGGAUCAUUUUGUGGAAUGUUCUGGUCUGAUAAAGAAAAUUUUAUUAUUAUAGCUUUUAAAGGGACAACUCCAACUAAUUUUGCUGAAUGGUUAGGUAAUCUUACAUUUCAAUGUGUGGAUGCUAGAAAUUAUCUUUUUGGUCAAGUUCAUAGAGGAUUUUAUAAUUAUUUAUUUCCACUAGAUGAAGAAAGUGCUGGUAAAAAUUAUCCUUGUCAAAAAAUUAUUGAAUCAAUUAAUUGUAAAGCUACAACUCUUAAAAAUAUGAAUGGUAGAAAAGUAAAUUUAUGGAUAACUGGUCAUUCUCUUGGUGGAGCACUUGCAACUUUAUUCUAUGCAAGAUUAUUAAAUAUUAAUUAUACUCAUGAAUCUUGGGAACUUCAAGGUGCUAUUACAUUUGCAAGUCCUGCUGUUGGUGAUAUUAAUUUUUCUACACAACUUGCUGCUUUAAUAAAUGAUCCUAGAAAUUUGGCAAAACCAUUAUGGCGUAUAGUAUUAAAUGAUGAUAUUGUACCAAAAAUGCCAUAUAGAGCUUGUAAUAAAAGAAUGAGGAAAUAUGGUUAUCAUUAUAAUGUAUUAAUGAAUUACGCUCAAGUUGGUGAUAAAGUUACAUUUUAUGGUAAUGAUCAUGAUCCAACUUCUAUCAAAGAAUUCUUUAGUAAUGAAAGUGAUAAAGAUGAUAAUAUUGGUGAACAUGUGAAUCGUCUUAAAUCUUAUUGUAAAAAUUAUUGUAAAAAAAAGAAGAGUAAACCUUUAGGUAUUUUUAGGCAUCGUCAUGGUUCAAAUAGUUAUUUUAAAGCUUUAAUUGAUUAUGAGAAGAAGAUUGGCAAAAAAUAA
Rhizophagus irregularis DAOM 181602=DAOM 197198 is the source of this 1791-nucleotide messenger RNA. RefSeq lists its product as uncharacterized. Gene Ontology annotation, biological process: lipid metabolic process. The record is from RefSeq and is a predicted model, not a curated record. NCBI's taxonomy places the organism in Eukaryota, Fungi, Glomeromycota, Glomeromycetes, Glomerales, Glomeraceae.